AUGAGAGCUUUCAAAGAAUUCACAACCCUUCAGGAUGCAAGGUAUGGAGUUCAAGCUGACUAUAACAUAAAUGGCCAAAUAAAGUUGAGCUACAUUGCGGAUCAUCUACACAAUAUGGAACCAUCAUUUCCUAUUUAUGAUGAAUACUUCAAGGGGAGGAAUGAAAGAGAAGUAGAAAAAGCAUUAUUCCUUGAAGAUAGAGUGAAAGAAACAAUGAAGAAAGUUGGAUUCUGGCAAAAGCUAACAGGCAAGGGCAAGGGAGAAACCAGCAAACAACAACCUGCCUUGAAGAUUACAGACGUUGGCAAUGUCAGUGAGGUGAGUCAAGGAGGAAAUGGUGGAAGGAAGUUCUUCCAGAGAGACCCUUUCCUUGAAGACGCAGCGACGGCGAGCUCGAGAAAUGACAGGUAUGAACGGCGGUGCCGGCAGCGCCUCCUUCUCCUCGCGGAACACUCCUUCUUCUCUCUGGCCAUCGCGUUCUUCUCUCCUCCACCAAGUUCGACGGCGACGACACACCCCGCAGCAGCCCCAAUAGCGACGACGAUGAGGUGUAACGGUGCAAGCAGCGCCCCCUUCUCUGUCGCGUGCUUCCUUCUCUCUCUUCCCGAUCUCUCUUCCUCUCCUCUGGCACACGACAGCAGCGGCGCUCCUCACAGCUCCAUGGACGGUGACGGCGACUGGGCAGCUUCUCCCUCCUCCGUUCUUCUCUUCUCUCUCGGCAUUGGUGAGUGCUUUGUGAGUGAGGGGAAAACUUGCCUGUGUGUGUUGUGUGAAGAGGGAGUGUGCGCGGGGGAAGGUGGGUGAGGGGCGUAUGCGUGGGUGUGAGGGGUGAGGGAGAGGGAUGGCAGCUGAAGGGCAGUAAGGGGAGUUAGGAUUAGGGUUUGUAGGUUUUAAUUUGGGAAUAAGGACUUGAGUAAUUUUAAUAAACAUUAGGGAAUAGAGUAGUUAUUAAAAAUUAAAUUCUAUCUCAAUAAAAUU
Messenger RNA from Arachis ipaensis, 978 nucleotides. NCBI's taxonomy places the organism in Eukaryota, Viridiplantae, Streptophyta, Magnoliopsida, Fabales, Fabaceae. The record is from RefSeq and is a predicted model, not a curated record.